Molecule: messenger RNA, 815 nt
Organism: Moneuplotes crassus
Lineage: Eukaryota; Ciliophora; Spirotrichea; Euplotida; Euplotidae
Source: the annotation of a GenBank genome assembly
AUGACUGAUAAGCCUUUAAAGAACGCCCAGUUGAGACUUGGGAAGAAGAGUGUCUUCAUCAAGCAGAACAAGAUGUUUAAGACCCAUCAAAAGUCCCCGGUUUAUGAAAAGAACGAACGCAGGAGUGUUAUACCUCCAAAUAAGUCUCCUCUGCCCCUCCUUAGUAGAAGAAUACACAUGAAAGUGACUAUGCUCAAGAAAUAUAAAAAGAAAAGACAAAAUAGUUAUAAGCCGAGCCUUAAUUUCCAAAAAGACUGGAAGAAUGACACUUUUAACUGACCUAAAAGCGAUUUGGUCUUCCAAAAUUGUAGCAAUAACAGCUCUAAAGAAAAGGAGGUAUUUUCCAAUGAGUCCAUUCUCAACUCCUUCAAAAACACAAAGAUCUUCAAGCCACAUGUUAAACUGAGAGACUCAAAAUUUAGGAAUAAGAAAUUAAGCAAAAGUCGCAAUAGAGCUGGGAAAUUCUCAUCUCCUUCUUCAUUUCUCGGAAGCCCAUCUAGUCAAUAUAGUACAUAUGAUCACUCAGCAACUUUUAAAAACAAUACCAACGACAGUAACUUAGCUAAUCCCAAAUAUUACUUCGAUUUUACACAGAAUGGCGAAAUUUCCGAACUGAACCAAUGCUGAAUAAACGUGACCAGUUAUCUUAAAAGUAUCGAGGAUCCCCACCAGAUGAGGAAAAGAAUCAGUCAGCAGAUAAAGACAUGGAAAUUCUCAAAAACAAUGAAGAAUAAAAAAUGAAAAAAGGCGAUUAUGCGUCCUACUAAAAUUCUAGUCAUUCCCUCAGUACUGUAGCUAACAACGACAUCAUCCAG